AUGGAGGGAAACUUUAAGGCCCUUGGCGCGUCGUCGAGAAUCCAUAUUGGGCUCUUAGCAUCAACCUUAUUCAAAUCCGCGUACCCAAGCAUGGACACAACUCUCCGGAAUGUCUCUGAAAUCCCGGUGAAACGCAAACGCGGGCGUCCCAAAGGCUCGGAGGAUCAGAAUAGGAAGCAGUGUGUGCGAAGAGGUCGACCUCCAAAGAUGAAAUCCUCUGUUCUGUCGAGCUUUACGAAGCACUGGGAAAGGGUAACCAACGCUCGAGCAUCAGAGGACUCGAUUGCUUCGCAGUUGGGUAAUGUUGCGCUUUCUUCAACCAUUAUUGAAGAUAACCAGCAGCUGCUACCGGAAAUGACGACUGUUGCCACGCAUGAAUCACCACCUGCCGGUUUUAUACCCUCAAUGCCAAUUCAGCGGAUGUCACUCUCAGGUUCCAGUUGA
Messenger RNA from Coprinopsis cinerea okayama7#130, 444 nucleotides. RefSeq lists its product as hypothetical. NCBI's taxonomy places the organism in Eukaryota, Fungi, Basidiomycota, Agaricomycetes, Agaricales, Psathyrellaceae. Bases 1 to 444 code for a protein of 147 amino acids. The transcript is spliced from 2 exons. The record is from RefSeq and is a predicted model, not a curated record. Gene Ontology annotation, molecular function: DNA binding.